Ochlerotatus camptorhynchus is the source of this 367-nucleotide messenger RNA. RefSeq lists its product as uncharacterized. The transcript is spliced from 4 exons. The record is from RefSeq and is a predicted model, not a curated record. The coding region runs from base 80 to 340 and encodes 86 amino acids. Lineage: Eukaryota; Metazoa; Arthropoda; Insecta; Diptera; Culicidae.
AAAUUUCAAACAAUACGAUAAGUCGGUUGGAAGGUUUUUAUUAAAUAAUUUGUGAAGUGAAACCAUAAUCUGACAUAAGAUGGCCAAGUUUAUUAUGCUCCUCGCCCUGCUGGUUGCCGUUGUAGCCAUGGCUAGCGCGCAACACGGACACGGCCAGCAAGGACACGGCCAGCAAGGACACGGUGGCAGCUUUAAGCACGGUCAGCAAGGACAUGGUGGCGGCUUUGAGCAUGGCCAGCAAGGACACGGACAAGCUUAUGGAGGCGGUGGACACGAAGGACACAACCAUGGAUUCGGUGGUCAUGGACAAGGUCAUGAACACGGACGGGGAAAGUACUAGAGAAGUAUACAUAUUUGAAUAAGGUUA